AGGACCUGACUUGAGUAAACUUGUUCAUUAUAACAACCACAAUGCACAGCACAGUCAUUCACCACUCUUCUCUCUCUCUCUUCAUUGACAAGUUUCUAUCUCUAUAAAACCACACAUACCCACUUCACUACCUCAUCAUAAGGUGCCUCUACCACCGUACUAGCUAGAGAGAAUUGAAUUGAAGUAGUAACAACUACUACCAACAAUGGUGUCUGAGUCAGAGAAUAACAAGUGUAGUGAUGAUCAUGUGCUGACAAAGCUCUCUUUCUUAAUCUCACGCCCGACCAUGCCGCCGGAAACUCUCAUGUCGCCGCCGCAGAACACGAUCUCGGUUCCCUUCAAGUGGGAGGAAGCACCGGGGAAGCCUAGGCAUUGCCACACCGAAUCGGAUCCCGAGGACAGUACUACUGCCGUUAAAAAAACCUUGGAGCUGCCUCCCAGGUUGUUGUUUCUGUUGGACAGUACCAACAAGGUUUCCGACGUGGACGGGCCUUCUCCUACGACCGUGCUUGAUGGGCCUUACGUGGGCCGGGCCAUGUCCUUCACCACCUCCUAUAGGACUCCCAGGGCUAACUGGAAUUCCAAUUUUGGCUCCUCCAGGUGGAGCGGUUACAAGAAGUUUACCACCGAGGAUGCUGAGGGCAGUUUUGACUUUUCAUCCCACUCCUGCUCUUCUAUGCCUAACGUGAAGAUCACAAGGGUUCCAAGACGAGGAAGCUUCUGGGUUCUGUCUAAGCAAAGGUCACAUAUGUGGGCAAGCAUUUAUGAAAGCCUUAAGCAAGUGGUCCCAUGGAGACGCAAGCAACAGACACAGAAAAAAUUUGCUUCCAAAUUUGACACUGUUUAGAUUUUUACUCUUGUCAAAUGGAGUUAUUUAAAAAAUUAUAUCUUGUAGCAAGAAAAUAGCAUUUAGUAUAGAAAUAAAAAGUUAUUUUACACGUC
Glycine soja is the source of this 942-nucleotide messenger RNA. RefSeq lists its product as uncharacterized. Lineage: Eukaryota; Viridiplantae; Streptophyta; Magnoliopsida; Fabales; Fabaceae. The record is from RefSeq and is a predicted model, not a curated record. The transcript has 2 exons. The coding region runs from base 206 to 847 and encodes 213 amino acids.